AUGAGCGAAACAAAAAAAUUUCAAGUUCCUUCUCCUAUGCCAGAGAAGCUUCAUGGGCUACUAGACGGUUUUCGUCUGUCUAAAGCGCUAUUUGCAGCAUGUGAAUUUGGAGUCUUCGACAAACUGUGCUCCGCAUCCUCACCACAAUCGGCCGACGAAAUAACAAAGGCAUUGUCCUCCGAUCUUGACGCCACUACACGUCUCAUGGACACCCUUGUGGCAAUGGAAUUGCUAGAAAAAUUCAAACAGGGUGACCAGUGGUUGUACAGUAAUUCUGAAAUGGCCACUAAAUUUCUCACCAAAGACAGUCCAGAUUCGUAUCUAGAUAUGAUCGCAAUGAGGAACAAAACGACAUAUCGUAUGUUUGGAAAUUUAGAAACCGCAGUUCUUGAAGGAACUACGCAGUGGAAGAAGACGUUUGGAAUUUCUGCAGAAGACUGGUUUCCCAAUAUUUGUAACACCGAAGAAGCCAAAUUACGGUUCAUGGGGGCCAUGCAUUGUAAUUCACUCUAUGGGAGUUAUGCUACUGCUAAAGCCAUUGAUCUAAGCGCGUACAGAAGCUGCUGUGAUCUAGGAGGUAAGUCAAAAAACGGAAGUUCGAAUACAUCACACGAUAUUUUUAAACCUUUGCCUGUCAGCACUGUGAAAACAAUACUGGCUGAAGUUUAUCAGAUUCCACCUCUUCUGAACGAGCAAUAUAAAGAAACUACGAUAAAAAAGAACGCAACUUCGUUUGGUCUCACAGCAGCUAAACUAAAUUAAUAGUCGACUGAAUGCAAUAACAGAGAGAAAUUUUGAGCCAAGAAAAAUGUCUGCAUAAUAUACUAGUCAGUAAUAGUUGACACUACAGUUGCCCCCGUUCUGUAUAUUGUCGGUCAAUAGUAUUCUUGCUGGUUGUGUAGCUCUUUGAAAUAUACCGAUUCAUAAUGAAGAUUUUCACACAUAUUCCAUACAAUAGGUGAGAUAAAUACAGGAAACGCAAGGUUCCAUGCACAGUCUCAGCUCGAUUUACACAGCUUUGAUCAAAACAUUCUCAGUUUCGAGAAUAGUUUAUUCUAAACCAUAAGAAAAGAUUUAUUAGAAGUUAAAUUUUUCGCUAUUUCUCUUUCCCUUUUUACAUUCAGUUCAUUUUAUUUGCCGGAAAGUAAGCCUUAGAAAUUAAAAAGACAGGGAAUAAGUCAGCACAGAAUUUGAUUGUCGGCGAAUUUCAGUAAAUGUCCGUCAAUCUGCUAGUGAUAAGCUAGCCGUUGUUCACUCGUCUUGCUUGUUUGGGGCUGAGUCUUAUUCCGGUCAAAGAGAGAGAAAGAGUGUCUGGCAAGGUUUCCAAUAUAAAUCAAAGAUUUGUGAACUCGUGUCUGGCAAACUCUCCAAGUGUUUAUAUAUCUACACAGUUAAACGCACCUUAUAACCUCCCCUGCGCUUAACAAGUGUCUUUUGGGCCAUAACUUUCAAAACAACUGCUCCACAGAGUGUCACUGCGUAACGGAAAAGAGUAUUGAAGUAUGACUGCACAAUAAAUGUCACAAAAUCUACCUGAGCGGUCCCUUCGAGUUUUCUGUCUUUACGUCAUCCUAACCAUUUCGUACUUGCGGGCGCAAACAAUAGAAACGUCAUCAUUACCUACCGAUUCCUUGCGGCCCCACUUCGAGCAAAUCGAGAUUUUUUCUAGUAUACUGACUGUAUAUUUGAACUGUAAGUACUGUCCUUAAUAUACGCGCGAGUUACUAGGGUGCCUCCUUGGGAUUUCGCCUCUGGGCGAAAUCCCUAAGGGGGCAAUAAUUUGCAUAAUAUAGUCAGACUUUCAUUCCAAACGUAUCUUCUUUUCUUAAACUGCUGUCCCAUUUUAAUUACACUCGCAGCCCUGGCUGGGGAUACUUAGGCCAAUUUAGUAGAGAAAAUUUAUAACACGAAACUCUAUAGUAAAAAACAUUGUUAUAAUCUCCGUUUACUUAUUUAUUCAUUUAUUUAUCUCUUCAAAUUAAAGGACAAGCUUGCGCCCAUGUCGUAUGGAACUGUCCGCAUGCCCAUUUACGCAGAAAACCAGUCGUAGGGGUUUGCAUCAAAUUAUAGGCAAAAUUCAAGACUUCUGUUCAUAUUGCAUUAAGAAAUUGUGUAAAUCGCUCCUAUUUACCAGAAAAAUGGCCGCAACAGCCUGAAAUAGAAAUAAGAUAGAGAUGGAGAAACGCGUUAACUACCGUUUUUAAUAUUCCCGAUGGGGAAAACACGGCUACCUUUUUUGAGGUCACGUGUCUGCCAAGAAUUUUUCGCUGGGUUUACACAAAAAUUCUAUCCAAGCAAGAUUUUCGAAAAAUUAGUUGUAAAUGUGGUAAACAGUAAACGAGCUAUGACUCUGUUUGCUAAAAUGGAAAUUUAAAAUUCCCUAUUUCUCUCUGCUCUAGGGGCUGUGGGCACUCUAGCCUAUGCUCUCUGUUAG
Messenger RNA from Porites evermanni, 2434 nucleotides. The record is from the annotation of a GenBank genome assembly. Lineage: Eukaryota; Metazoa; Cnidaria; Anthozoa; Scleractinia; Poritidae.